AUGACCCACACAGCAAUGCAGGCGCGCAUGACGCUCAAGAACGCCCUCGCCCGCGGCGAGAAGGGUCGUGGCUUCUGGUUAACCUUCCCGGCCUCGUCGGUCGCGCGCUCGAUCCUCUCGACCGUCAAGGGCUUCAACUGGGUCCUCAUUGACGGCGAGCACGGCAUGAUCGGCGACCGCGACUAUUACGAGUUGUGUAACGCCGUCGCUCAAUAUGGUGCGACGCCAAUCGUGCGUAUCCCCAACGCCGAGGAGGCGCUGGUUAAGCGUGCUCUCGACUCGGGUGCGCACGGUAUCAUGACGCCCAUGUGUCAUACUGCCGAGGACGCGCGCAAGAUUGUCUCUUGGAACAAGUAUCCUCCCCACGGGAGUCGUGGUUACGGGCCCAUGUUCUGUGGCGCGUCCUUUGGCAUCAGCGAAGGCGAGUAUGCCGAGCAGGCCGACGAUGCUCUCAUGGUCAUGGUGCAGAUUGAGAGUCGGGCUGGCGUCGAGAAUGUCGAGGAGAUUGCAAAAGUAGAGGGACUGGACGUACUCUUCAUCGGACCUUACGACCUGUCCAAGUCGAUGAAUGUCGAGUUUGGCGGGGAGGAGCACAGUGCCGCCAUUGCGCGUAUCCUCAAGGCCGCACAUGAUAAUGGCAAGAAGGCGGCCAUCUUCUGCGGAGACGGCAAGACGGCAAGCAAGCGCUUUGCGCAGGGCUUUGACAUGGCCAACGUCACGACUGACAUUGGCAGCCUUGUUGGGCAGAUGGGGCGCGAGCUCGCCGACUCGGGCGGCGACGUGGCCGAGAAGAAGGGUGGAGCGUACUCGUAA
This is a messenger RNA of Cutaneotrichosporon cavernicola, 813 nucleotides long. RefSeq lists its product as uncharacterized. The record is from RefSeq and is a predicted model, not a curated record. NCBI's taxonomy places the organism in Eukaryota, Fungi, Basidiomycota, Tremellomycetes, Trichosporonales, Trichosporonaceae. Gene Ontology annotation, molecular function: aldehyde-lyase activity. The coding region runs from base 1 to 813 and encodes 270 amino acids. The transcript has 3 exons. Gene Ontology annotation, cellular component: cytoplasm.